AUGCAUGAUUGGUUCAAAGAUUAUUUGCAUCAACGAUUCCAACGAGUUGUUGUAGACGGUGCAGUCUCCGACUGGGUACAUGUUACUUCGGGCGUUCCGCAAGGAAGUAUUUUGGGUCCUAUGCUAUUUGUAAUAUUCAUAAACGAUUUACCAGACGUUGUGCCAGAUUGUAUCUCUACAGGACUUUACGCAGAUGACACCAAACUCUACAGGAACGUAUCAACUAUCGGUGACUGUAAGAAAUUACAAGACGCUUUAACAGAACUUAGUUCUUGGAGUUAUCAAAAGAACUUUAAUGCAUCAAAGUGCAAAGUUCUGUCCAUAACACGCAAGGUCAAUCCAUUGCAUUUUCAGUACCAUAUGGAUUCUACCAAGUUACUUCGAGUAAACGAAGAAAAAGAUCUCGGGGUGAUCAUUACCGAGAAUUUGUCAUGGGAAUCACAUCUUACCUGCAUUUGUGCGAAAGCUAACAAAUUACUCAGUCUAUUAAAGCGAACAUGUAUUUCAAUUAUUGACAGUAGUGUUCGAAAGACUCUCUAUUUGACGUUGGUUAGGUCCAAGUUAAGUUAUGCGACUGAGGUUUGGUCUCCAGCAAGUUCCUUAUUGAAACAAAAGGCUGAGAAGAUUCAGAGACGUGCUACGAGAUGGAUCUUGCGCGUCAAAGCCGGUGAACUAUCCUACAAAGACAGACUUCAGCAACUGGAUACGCUCCCUCUUGCGUACGAUCGCGAGGUCAAAGACUUAGUAUUUUUUUUAUAAGGCUGUGAACGGAUAUAUUGACAUUGAUGUCUCAAAUUUUGUUAACUUUGUCAAUCAUGGACGGACACGUAGAGCAUUGAGAUCCAAAUACUUAGAAACUCCGUUGUGUAAAACUUGUACGUACAGUUCGUCGUAUUUUAAUCGUGUUGUCAAAUUAUGGAACAGUGUUUGUGUCUCGAUUGAUCCUUCCAGUUUUACAUCGCCAUCGUCUUUCAAACUAUACCUCAAGAUGAGGUAUAAGAAUAUUCUGGAACUAGUAUUUGAUCCGGACAUGACUUGCACCUGGUCACUUAAACGUGAUUGUGGUUGUCACAAAUAAUAAACUAACUUAACUAAUCAAAUUAAUGUGCAUGCAUUAUAUUAAUAUUUAUUUAUUAAGUAAAUAUGUUAUACAGGGUGCCCCAGAGGGGACCAAAGCUGUUGAGAUGGCGUGUUGCUUGGGAAUUGAAUUGCCUUAGCACUCUGCUGAACCUAUAAAUGCAUAAAAGCUUGACAAAAGUAAAUUUUACGAAUAAAGAAACUGUUUAAGAAGUUGCUUUAAAUUCCAAAGAGCAGAUAAUCAUGAGCUUACAAAGAUAUUUUAAUUUCUUCAAUACUCAUAUUAUAUGCAUCAUGUCGAUCAUAUUUACGUAUCUUUGCGUUCAGUUGGUGCGGAGGCGUUCGGAUUCUGGCAGUGCGUUGUUUCAGUGGUUUUGGUUUUUUUGGGACACCCUGUACAGUAUACUGUGAAUUAAAAGGUUUAUGUUAGGAAGAGGAGGGGCACCAUGCAAUGGACUUUACAUCCAGUUUGUGCCUUGUCCGUUUGAGUACAGCUCUUUAAUUGUAUGUUAGAUGAAUAUUUGUUAAAUUAAUUUGUACUCAAUAAAGUUUAACAAACAAACAAACAAACAAACAAAACGUUUCUGGUCGUUUUUCAAGAUUAAGUCUAAGGUAUCUAAUAUUCCGUUAAAAGUCUCGGUUAAGUCAGGUGAAAAUCAAAGAUCGUAUUCCAACAACAACGUAGACAUUGCGAAUACUUUUAACGAAUAUUUCGCCUCAAUUUUUACGCAUGACAACAAUAGUGACCACAAUCUAGGAGAACACUUGGAUCCAGAAAUUGUUUUGGAAGACAUAACACUGACUAACGACGAAGUAAUAACCGUAUUAACUAAUCUAAAUAACAAUAAAGCUCAUGGUUCAGACGGAAUCCCAGCACGUUUGUUGACGGAAACAUCAUCCCAAAUCGCUCCUUUACUCUGCGCUCUCUUCAACAAAUCUUUACGUUGUGGUGUUUUUCCUGAUGAUUAG
Molecule: messenger RNA, 2046 nt
Organism: Paramuricea clavata
Lineage: Eukaryota; Metazoa; Cnidaria; Anthozoa; Malacalcyonacea; Plexauridae
Source: the annotation of a GenBank genome assembly